Ceratina calcarata is the source of this 3970-nucleotide messenger RNA. RefSeq names its product E3 ubiquitin-protein ligase ZNF598. The record is from RefSeq and is a predicted model, not a curated record. NCBI's taxonomy places the organism in Eukaryota, Metazoa, Arthropoda, Insecta, Hymenoptera, Apidae. The transcript has 3 exons. Gene Ontology annotation, molecular function: ribosome binding; ubiquitin protein ligase activity. The coding region runs from base 630 to 3368 and encodes 912 amino acids. Gene Ontology annotation, biological process: protein ubiquitination; rescue of stalled cytosolic ribosome.
CUCUGAACCAGUAGAAACGAAGUAGUAUAUAAUAUAAUAUAUAAAUGCUCCAACUCCAACUCUUAGAACUCAUGCAGUUCUCGCAACUUGAAACAGUUAGGACAUGGACGAGUUGACUGAUAUACUAAUUACAUAUCAUACGAUAAUAAAGAAAUAAUCUUUUCAAAUUGCGAGAUCUAAGAACUGAAAUAUGAAAUUUGAGAAUCUGCUAAGAAAUUUAAAUUUUUGCCGAAAUCGCACCAGGUUUAAAUCACUAGUUCAUCUAUAUAGUUACUGCCCUAGCGAUAACUGAAAAACAGAAGAAACCGGAACCUGCUUGUUCAUCGAGCUGAAUUCAUCAAAGCAACCAACAUUACAUACCAUAGUCAAGUAUAUAAAUCGUGAUAACCUUUUUCUUUCAGGGACAUCCUGUUAGAUUUGACCAUCUGCUCUCUGGAAGAAUUUCUAGACUGUACGAUCGCACAGGACGUUGUUGAAGAUAAAUAUUGUUUAUCCUGUCGAAGCCGGGAUUUGGUGAAGCAGAAAAAGUAAAUAAGAUAACUACAAUUGUAAGGAGAUUUAUAACAUUCUGCGAACGCAGAGUGUACUGAGAAAGAUUGACAAUCCCAAAAGAAAUUUUAUUGAGAAGGAUGUCUGGCACCAAUGAAAGUACAAAUAGUAACACCUGCGUUGUGUGCUACAAAAAUGUCGAUAUUUAUAGCAUUGGCAUGUGUGAACAUCCUGUGUGCUACGAGUGUAGCACUCGGAUGAGGGUACUCUGUUGUCAAAAUGAGUGUCCUAUCUGCCGUCAAGAUUUGCCGAAAGUUGUAUUCACGAAGGAGAUAAAACCCUUUCGACAGCUACACAAAGGCAACUUGUUCGACACACGAUAUAAUAUCUAUUUCGAUACGCCCGAUAUUCAAAGUAAAUUUUACGAUUUAUUGGCUAAUAAUUGCAAUAUAUGUAAAGAAAAACCUGUGUUCAACAAUUUCAAUAGUUUGAAGGAUCAUAUGAGACAUCGACAUGAGCUACACUACUGUGACCUUUGUGUAGAGAAUUUAAAGAUAUUUUCCCAUGAAAGACGUUGCUAUACAAGGGCUGACCUCGCUCAGCAUAGAAGGAAAGGAGACGUUGAUGACAAGAGUCACAAAGGGCACCCGCUGUGUGAAUUUUGUGAUCAGCGUUAUAUGGAUAACGACGAAUUGUUUCGACAUUUAAGAAGAGACCAUUUGUAUUGCCACUUCUGCGAUGCGGACGGUUUGCAUCAGUACUACAGCUCUUAUGAUUAUCUCAGAGAUCAUUUCCGGCAGGAGCAUUUCUUAUGCGAGGAAGGGGUGUGCGCAGAGGAAAAAUUUACGAGUGUCUUUAGGACUGAUAUCGAUCUUAAAGCACACAAAGCAAGUGUUCAUAGUAAACAGUUGAGUAAGGCUGCUGCGAAGCAAGCAAGAACAUUAGAACUCGAAUUCACGUUGGCUCCACGGGGAGAGAAUCGAAUGAAUAGAAGAGGAAUGGUGGGUGCGUCGACUUCUAGAAGUUCAAGGGAUUACGGUGGAAGAGAUUUCAACGUCCGGGAAUAUCAGCAAACAGUCACGUCUAAUACGUCCAACGUGUACGUCUCAAACAACGAACAACCUACAUUCGUACGUCAGCCAUCCGUGGACGUACAGAGCACGGAAGAAUUUCCAACGCUGGGAAAUACCGCGCCUAUCGUACCUACCUUGAGCCAAAACAAAGGUAGAGGUAACGUAACGAUUCGUAGCACGAUAAGGCCGCAACCUCUUGCUGUUACGGACGAAAAUUUUCCCGCUCUGGGACCGGAAUCAGGAAAUACGAGUAUCUCGAAAACAGUCAACUUCAGCGUAUCCAGCAGUAACGCUUCGGGUUCGAACGCACAAUCACAGAAAAGUACAACUUCUAACGUGUCCAUACAAGUAAAUCAUGAGCCAAAUGGGACUGUCACUACAAAAGUUUCAGGUCCCAAUAUCAGAAUACGUCCUGCUCAACUCUCGAUGGAAUCAUUUCCUGCGUUGGGCUCCGCGGAGCCAUCGACCAGUAAUAACACGAACUCGGCCCAUUGGAAAGAAGUUCUGCAAUGGACUUGCACGAAAUCAGCGACCGCGCCGGCACCGAAACCUAAGAAAGUGGCUUCGCCCCCAUUAGUACCGUCUCCUCCGCCUAUACAAUCUGGGGAAGAUUUUCCUACGUUGUCAAAGUCGUCGAAAUCGAAGAAGCAAUCAACGAUCACGGUAGUUCCAUCCUGGGGUCAAUCGCAAUCGCAAAGUUCAAACAACAGUAAUAAUGCGAAGACGACUACGGAUAUGACGAAAGGUAAAACGAAAAAGAAAAAGGUGAAACAGAACAAUAGUCAUAACAAUGCUGGGAGCGAGAGUAGUAGUUCAAAAGCAAAUCUAAGUACCGUCGUAGUGAAGAAAGAAUCCGAAACACCUAAAAGUCCGUCUAGCAGGAAUAACGUGAAUGCUGUACAGUCGAGUUCUAAUACCGCGCGGCAGACGGAUAAUAUCGGUAACAUCGAAGACACGUCGAAGAACAUGAACGUUCAAUCUCCGAAGGAAACGGAGCAGCAGAGUAACAAAAAGGAGAAGAAGAAACAUAAAAACGUGGAUAAUGAAGCGACUGUAAAUACGUAUCAUAUCGACAAUGCUUCGAACGGGGUGCAGAGAAAGCGUACCGAAUUAAAGAUAGAUAGUUUAAAUUCUAAUAGGAAUGUUCGGCAACUAGAAGAAUUCCCAGCUUUAAGCGGCAGCAGUUCCAAACCGCCGGGUUUUACAAAUCCACCGCCGGGAUUUGGAACGACGACCCCUCCGCCUCCGGGUUUUUGUAUAAAAUACGAUAAUAUGGAUAAACUGAAUAACAGCAACGGAUUGACUUUCACGAAUAGUUCCGGGGAAAGUUACUCCAUCUUGCCGAAUAAUAGUAAGCAUAGCGACGCGUACAAUUAUGUCCCUCCAUCCGAAUUUCAGAAACGAAACAAAUCUCUUGUGGCUAAAGUUAACGAGGUUUUAAUACAGCAGGAUCAGAUCGACGAGUUUCGAUAUAUAAGCGGACUUUUCCGUCAAGGAACGUGUAACGCUCAGGAGUAUUACAUGCAUUGCCGUGUAGUCAUGGGCGCUAGCGCUUUCGAGAACGUGUUUCCAGAGCUUCUGGUUCUCUUGCCCGAUAUCGAGAAGCAACAAGAGCUGUUUAAAGUUCACAAAAAGGAGAGCGGCAAUAAGAUAAAGGGUUUAGAAAUUUGCGCGACGUGCGGCCAGGUUCUUAAACACGGAUCCGAUUUCCGAGCACACAUGACUAGUCAUACGUUAGAGAAUCAUUUCCCGGCGUUGGGUAAAAUCAGUGCCCCGUCGCAGAAAAAUUCUUGGGUACGUAAAUGAGUACAGUUUUGUGUUUAUGAUUUAACUUACAAAUUCUGCCAAGAUUCUGUAAUCUGUGAAUAAAAGAACUGACAAACAAAUUAUUUUUGUGAACGGUAUCAGUGUAAUAUAAUCGCGUUUAAUUUGGAACUACUGUUUAAAAAAAGGAAAGAGUACGUGUUAUAUGUUUCAACGGUCGAUUUCUAGUAUUAAAACGGUUACUUUGAACAAAUUAAUUGCCAUGUUGUAGUACUUGGUCUUUACAUUUGUUCAAUGACCUGUGUGAUUGCUGCCUAAAACGAAGAAAAUUUGUUAUUGAAUGGUUGUACUAAUAAUUUUACGAGAUGCAUACAGCAAACAAAGUCAAUAAUAAGUCUCUGUAUAAUAACAAAUUUUAUGUAAGUUAAUUUAAACCACUUAACUCGCGUGACAUAUUAUGAAUAAGAUAUUCGUACGUACACCAUGUACUAAACAGAAUGUUUUAAUCAUGUCCUAUUAUGUCGAUAUGUUAAAACUACUACUGUAUAUAUAUUACUCGUAAGUAGGAAACAUAUUUCUGUAAUUUAUUCAUUGUCUUUUAUUCAGUAGAGAUGGAAUAAAAUUGUACGAUGCAUAAAAAUUAA